CGCUACGAGGAGAAUGGGGGCAUCCGAUUUAUUUCCUCCGUUUUUUUAGCUCUAAUUCGAUGUUGUUUUGAGCAUAGGAUUCCUGGAUCUACUGCAUCUUCUUCCCCUUCUCCUUUGCUUCCUCUGUGUUGCUUCAAUUUUGCGCAACAAUGGCCUGUUUUAGUUCGGAGAGUUGGGGAAUGGGUUCUUUGUAGCGAGUGGCAUCGAUUGAUGAGGUCUUAAUCUUAUGAACCCAAAUUGAUGCCAUCAUGGGUAUUUCUACCAAGUGGCUUAAAUCAUUGGUCGGUCUAAGAAAACAAGAGAACUCGCAACAUCCAGAGAAUGAUGAGAAUAAAAAGGUUGUUAGUGAUCGGCCAAGACACCGAAGGAAACAUUCUAUCAACUAUGAUAGUGUUGUAAUAGAAGAGGAAUCUACCGUUGAAACUGUGGAAUUGGUUGGUGAAGCCAGUAUCAAGUCAACUGCGAACCCUGCUUCCUCGCCUACUUCCUCUCUUCAAGUGCAGGUGUCUUCUCAAACUGAGCAGAUUGUGAAAGAGGAUUGGGCUGCCACAGUUAUUCAGACUGCAUUUCGAGGUUUCCUGGCUAGACGAGCUUUACGGGCUUUGAAAGGAUUGGUUAGACUUCAGGCUCUUGUCAGGGGCCAUGCGGUGAGAAAGCAAGCAGCUAUAACACUUCGGUGCAUGCAAGCUCUUGUAAGAGUUCAGGCUCGGGUUAGAGCAAGGCGAGUUCGCAUGGCUUUAGAAAGUCAAUUGGGCCGGAAGAAGGUUCAACAACAGGACCAAUCUCAUGAGGAUUGUGUUCGGGAAAUUGAGGGAGGAUGGUGUGACAGUAUAGGCUCCGUGGAGGAAAUCCAGGUCAAAUUACUAAAGAGGCAAGAAGCCGCGGCCAAGCGUGAGAGAGCCAUGGCAUAUGCUCUGACUCAUCAGUGGCAAGCGGGUUCAAGGCAACAGGUGGCUGCUGCAGGAUUUGAGCCAGAUAAGAACAACUGGGGCUGGAAUUGGUUGGAGAGAUGGAUGGCGGUUCGCCCAUGGGAAAACCGUUUUCUCGACAUUAAUGUUAAAGAAGGGGUGGUGGUAAGUGAUAAUGAACAGGAAAAGGGAGCCAAAUCCCUGCACAAGCCAAUGGCAAAAAAGCCCAUCUCAGCUCUUCAUUCGAAUAUGCUUAACCAGAAAGCUGGGCCAUCACAUUCUGAGGGAAGUGCUUCCUCCUCUAGCCGGUCUGCAAAUCUGCUUGCUUCUGCUUCAGCAACAAGUAAAAUAAAGCUAAAGACAUCAUCGAAGGAGGCUUCUGAGGAAGCUGUUUCUCAGCCUACUGGACUCGGUGCUCGGUCAUAUAGUAAUCCAAAAGAGAGGCGGGUACAGAUUGAUUCACAGGCAAAGAAGAGAUUAUCCUUGCCAAACAGUGGUGUCAAAUCAGGAAAGCAUCCAGCAAACAGAACUUCAGUUAACCUAUCAGCAAAUACUCAAAAGGUCAAUAAAGAUGUAUCUAAAUCUGAAUUAAAACAUCGUCCCAGUCCUGUAGAUCAACCUGCCAUGAAGAGAGUUGAACUGCAGAUAUGAGAAGCCAUUUUCUGUCAAUUGCAGUUAUCAAUUGAAAAGCGGAUUGUUAUGCUUCUGCAUUUGGCUUUUCUGUAUAUAAAGUAGUGAAUCUUUUUAUUUCUGCACUCUUUUUCGAUCUUCUCAUGCAGAAUUUAUUCUUUCUUGUCUGAGCACGAUGUCAUUGACAUUUUUAUCUGUUCUUCAUUAGAUCUUAUUAGUGUUAUAUAUAUAAACAUCUAUUGUUGAUUAGCAAUCUUAA
Messenger RNA from Ananas comosus (pineapple), 1797 nucleotides. RefSeq names its product protein IQ-DOMAIN 1. Gene Ontology annotation, molecular function: protein binding. The record is from RefSeq and is a predicted model, not a curated record. The transcript has 7 exons. Lineage: Eukaryota; Viridiplantae; Streptophyta; Magnoliopsida; Poales; Bromeliaceae. Bases 249 to 1559 code for a protein of 436 amino acids.